Messenger RNA from Sphaerodactylus townsendi, 7576 nucleotides. It is a transcript of the gene PDGFRB, whose product is annotated as platelet derived growth factor receptor beta. Bases 973 to 4203 code for a protein of 1076 amino acids. Gene Ontology annotation, molecular function: platelet-derived growth factor beta-receptor activity; platelet-derived growth factor binding; ATP binding. Gene Ontology annotation, cellular component: signaling receptor complex. The transcript has 24 exons. NCBI's taxonomy places the organism in Eukaryota, Metazoa, Chordata, Lepidosauria, Squamata, Sphaerodactylidae. Gene Ontology annotation, biological process: protein phosphorylation; cell surface receptor protein tyrosine kinase signaling pathway; multicellular organism development. The record is from RefSeq and is a predicted model, not a curated record.
CCCAGUGAUUGUUCACAUGUAGCGCCGGUUUAAGGCGCAGGCCUCCCCCUUCUUUAAUAAAAGAUGAGUCAGCGGCUGGCGUGGGCAGCGGAUUUUCUAAACAUCCCCUCAUAUCCUGAGAAAGGGGAGAACUGAGGGAGGAGGGAGGCUUGGCGGCUGCGGGGAGGGGGGGGGGGCGCCUGGAACCGAAAGCGGCGCGUUCACACAUCACCACACAGAAAAGGGGAGCGAGAGAGAGAGAGACAGGAAGAAAGGAGGCGUCCGAGUUCAGACCUGAAUUAAAAGCGAAAAUCCCCCACAUUUUGGCUCCCCCCACCCCGCUUUUGUUUUGUUUGGAAGGAGCCUGGAGCUGAAGCCCCCCCUCGCGCUCUCCCACCCUCUCUCCCCAAGUGAAGUUCUGCUUGUCACUCUUCCUUGAACUGCGGUGUGUUUGUUGUGUCUACCAGUUGGAGCUGUUUCGCCCCCCCCCCCCUGCAUCUUCCAAAAAGGAAGGAUUCAGCCCGAAAGAUUGAAUCCAAAAGUUUGAACCAAGCAGGAUUUAUAAACCAGUCUUGGCUUCUUUUCCCACUGUAAAGCAAGCUCCGGAGCGACGGGACGGCAGCAUGACUUGGAUGCUGCCAAAUGAUCUGGGGUGCAAUAAAAUGCACUAGAGGCACCAACUAGGCAGUGGGCGUGCAACACGGCAGGGACUCCUCUCUUGGCUGCAGACGUCUCUCCUUCCCCAACACUUUUUGGAAAGACUCCACUGAAGGAAGCUUUGCGCGUGGACGCAAGACAAACCAAGACACUCCAGAAGAGGGGGAAAGAAAGAACGCGCCUCCCCAGCAACGCUGAAUUAUUCUUCUGUGCUGCCCUUCUAUAAGAUAAGCCUUUCCUGCUGUGCCUGUUUGGAGGGAAACUACAACCACAAGAUAGACAGCCAACUGGACCAUUAUUGCAGGAGCAUUACCAGCUGUAAGACGGAUUCCCACCAUGAUAUAUGGUCCUUUGAAACUGGUCUUUUUCCCACUUCUGCUCCUCCCAGGAUUAUCAGACAUCAGUGCUCUGGAGAUCUCCCCCAGUGACCCUGAAGUCAUCCUCUCUCUUUCAAGAAAUUUUUCCCUGACAUGCUCAGGGCAGAAUGAGAUAACAUGGAGAAAAGAUAAACGUAACAUAGAUGCUGUGUUGGAGGAAAAAGAUGGCAUUUUUGUUAGCACCCUCACACUCUGGAAUGUGACUGGCAUCAACACAGGGGAGUAUUCCUGUGCCGACAAUCAAACUUCUAGACAAGGGCAAACAGAGGGGAAGGCUGUCUACAUCUUUGUUCCAGACCCAACUAUGCCCUUCCUUCCUAGCAGUCCAGAGGACCUGUUUGUUUUCAGCACAGGCCAUACUGAGGACAUUAUCCCGUGCCGUGUGACAAAUCCCAACACAACGGUGACCCUUUAUGAAAAGAGGAUUGAGGAUCCAAUUCUUGCCACGUAUAACAAUAAGCAAGGCUUUAAGGGGUACUUUGAAGACAAGACCUUUGUCUGCAAGGCAACAGUGGAUGACCAAGAAAUUGACUCUGAAGCAUACUAUGUCUAUAGAAUUCAAGUGCCUGCGUCUCCAGCCUUUGUCAUCAAUGUUUCUAUCAGUGCUGUACAGACCGUAGUGAAGCAGGGUGAAAAUAUCACUGUAAUGUGUGCAGUGAAAAACAUUGAACUGAUUGAUUACACUUGGAGCUAUCCAGGCCAGAUGGUGGGCAAAGUGGCACAUCCAGUGACAGACAUUUUGCCUGGGGUCAGCCAUUCUACUAUUUCCAUCCUAACAAUCCACAACGUAGAAUUAGGAGAUGAAGGGCCGUACAUCUGUGAAGCCACUGAAACCUACCAUGGGGGAAAAGAAACAAAAGAAAUCUUUAUCCGAGUGAUUGAGCAUGGUUUUGUGAGCUUCCACUCUAUUCUGAAUGACACUGUGUUUGCUGAGCUGCAUAAAAGUAGCACUUUCCAUGUGCACAUUGAAGCCUAUCCAUUCCCCACCAUCAUGUGGCUCUGGAAUAAUCAGCCCCUGCUUUUAGAGGGCAACAGCGGAUUUUCCAUCAGCACUAAGAAUUUGUCAGAAACUAGGUAUCAAACUUCCCUAUCCCUCAUAAGGGUGAAACAGAGUGAAGGAGGUUUAUACACUGUUCAAGCAUUCAAUGAAGAUGACUCACAGGAGAUGUCCUUCUACUUACAGAUUAAUGUCUCAGCUAAGGUGACUGACCUCAUAGAGAGCAUCAAUUCUACUAGUGGGGAGCAAACAGUGACAUGCGUCGCAGAAGGGAUGCCCCUGCCAGAAGUUGUCUGGUAUACCUGUAAUAAUGCCAAAUGGUGUAAUGGGGACGCAACCAGGAUUCUGGGAAAUGUCUCUGGAGAGAUGAAUCUGCAGACAAAUUUCACCUACCAAGAUGACUUGAAGAUUUACACUGUGACAAGCAAGUUGCACUUCCACAGAGUAGAUGAGCCAGUCUUCGUAAGCUGUGUCACUCAAAAUGCCUUGGGCACACAUUCUCAGAACAUCACCUUGGUUCCAUACAACUUGCCCUUUAAAGUAAUCAUCAUCUCAGUCAUCUUGGGCUUGCUGGUGAUCAUGGUUCUUUUCCUGGUGAUCCUCAUUGUCUUGUGGAGAAAAAAACCUCGCUAUGAAAUCCGCUGGAAGGUAAUUGAAUCAGUCAGCUCUGAUGGGCAUGAAUAUAUCUACGUGGACCCGAUGCAACUUCCUUAUGACUCCAGCUGGGAGCUUCCCCGGGACAAGCUUGUUUUAGGACGCACAUUGGGCUCAGGGGCAUUUGGACGAGUGGUAGAAGCUAUAGCCCAUGGUAUGAGUAAUACGCAGUCGAUGAUGAGGGUUGCUGUGAAAAUGCUCAAGUCUACUGCCAGAAGCAGUGAGAAGCAAGCAUUGAUGUCAGAACUGAAGAUCAUGAGUCAUCUUGGGCCUCAUCUGAACAUUGUCAACUUGCUUGGAGCCUGCACCAAAGGAGGCCCUAUUUAUAUCAUAACGGAGUAUUGCCGCUAUGGAGACCUGGUGGACUACCUACACAGGAACAAGCACACUUUCCUACAGUACUGCAGUGAAAAAGCCAAGCAGGAAGUGGAGGUGUAUGGGAAUGCCUUCAAUGAUGACAGGGUACAAAGCCAUACUUCCUUAUCUGUGGAAAGUGAUGGGGGCUACAUGGAUAUGAGUAAGGAUGAGUCACUGGAUUAUGUCCCAAUGUCAAAUGUGAAGGGUGAAAUCAAGUAUGUGGACAUUGAUUCCUCCAAUUAUGGUGCUACCUAUGAGCUGAACAGUUAUUCUCCAUCAGUUCCUGAAAAGGUGACUUUGAUAAACGAGUCUCCACUCCUCAGCUACACAGACCUUGUUGGAUUUAGCUUCCAAGUAGCCAACGGAAUGGAGUUCUUGGCUUCGAAAAAUUGUGUGCAUCGGGACCUGGCUGCAAGAAAUGUGCUGAUCAGUGAGGGGAAGUUGGUAAAGAUAUGCGACUUUGGCCUAGCUAGAGAUAUCAUGCGGGAUUCAAAUUAUAUCUCCAAAGGCAAUACCUUCCUUCCUUUGAAAUGGAUGGCACCUGAGAGCAUCUUUAACAACCUGUACACUACUUUGAGUGAUGUGUGGUCUUUCGGGAUCCUUCUCUGGGAAAUAUUCACUCUUGGUGGGACUCCAUACCCUGAAUUGCCCAUGAAUGAACAAUUCUAUAAUGCCAUCAAACAGGGCUAUCGGAUGGCCAAGCCUACUCAUGCGUCUAAUGAUAUCUAUGAGAUAAUGCAGAAAUGCUGGGAAGAAAAAUUUGAAAUUCGACCUUCUUUCUCUCAGCUGGUGGUGCUCAUGGGGAAUCUGCUGACAGACUCAUAUAAGAAGAGGUACCAACAGGUGAAUGAAGAAUUCUUGAAAAGUGACCAUCCUGCUGUUGUCCGCACAAGGCCAAGAAAUACAGGACUCAACAAUUCCACGUUCAAUGCUAACUACACAGCCAAUUUAGGUUCUGUCCUCUAUACAACUGUAGAGCAGAAUGAAGUGGAUAAUGAUUAUAUCAUUCCACUGCCUGACCCUAAACCCGAAGGAGCAGAUGAUACACUGCAGGAGCCUUCCAGCAGUCAAGAAAGCUCCACACUGAAUGAAGCCAACACAUCGUCUACUAUAUCCUGUGACAUUCCACUGGACCCACAGCAGGAAGAGGAACAGGCACCAGAAAUGCAGACAGACUGCUAAGGUUAUUAGCGCUAUGGUUGUAUGUUCAUGCAACACAGAGUGAGAAUUCCAACCACAAACUGGCAUAUCCUUCUCCUUCAUCACUGUUUUACCUAAUCUUCCUUUCUUUUCAAUCCAAAGCAAAAAUAAGUAAUGGUAACAUGGGAAGAACAUGUGGCCAAGAGUACCAGUACAGAUUAAACCAACAUCAUGGAAGCUUAUGUUGCAUGAUAGAUUACAUGGCCUCUGGCAUUUUCUAAAUGAGACUAUUCUCAUACUAACACAGAAUUCAUUCUUCAUUGAUAUUCUGCAGUUUUUCUGUGGGAUAUCAUAAACCUUCAUGUGAAAAGUCACUUUCUAUCACCUCUUUGAAGGAGAGGAAUGAAUAAAGACAGGAUUCUCAUAGGAAGGCAUAUUCCCCCAUUAUAUGAAUACAAAAAAAAAGGUCUGCAGGGCUUCUCUUGGGGGAAUGCUGCCAUUUGCUCUACUUAUUUCAUUUCCUAUCUUGCAAGAUUAUUUUUUAGAUGAACAGAUGCCCAAGGAACUCAGAAAAGUCUGAAUAUUUUACUUGUAAGUGUGAAUGGGUGGAAGGACAGAAGUUUCGUUUUGUUUUUAUUUCUCAGCCAAAAUACAGACAUUGAACGGAUUCUCCGUUACAGAAGGUAAUAUGAGCAGUAUUGUAAAUGACAACCCAGAGGAGGAAGCUUGGGCAUUUGGGCUGGGUUUGGCGCUUCCUUUUCUGGGUCCUACAAUGCUUCUGUUGUGGCCCAGCACCACAAGAAUGAUGGUACAACUGCAGGAAGCCAUGGAAACAGACUACAAUUUUGUUUACAUUGCAAGGACCUGUGAUAGUCAAGAACUAAAAUGACACCAUUAUGAAACAGAAUACAGAAAAAAAUGGGAACUGGCAGAUAAAUGGAUAAGUUGUGGCAAUAAUAGGGCCUUCCACGGUUUUUUGAAUUCUGGCUGCCCAUCAUAUCACUCAUUUAAAGGGAGCAAGACCUACCUGAGGCCAGUAUGAAGAGGAAAAAUGACAACUAAACCAGUCCCCUUACACCUGUGUACCUUGCAGGAAACAGCUGCCUGGCUGACUGAAUUUUCUGUGUUCAUCAGCUGUUAAUGGUAGGCCUGCCCUCCUUUUAAAAGGAGGGGGCAUUGGUGGGUCUCCCCAAAGGAGAUGCAGGUCAUAGAUUUAUAUCUCAUUUAUAUGAGACUUGGAACAUUAUCUGUAGAAUAAACCAUUUUGAAAGCUGAGCAUUGAGAGAAGAUCAGAAUGGCAAGAAGAAAGCUACAUCCCAAGGAGAAGCACUGCCUUUAUAAGGAGCAACACUGCCUUUAUGUGAAAAAAAACUAUGGUACUUUGGAAACUUUUCUUCUGUUUCAGCUUUUUCUUCCACUUCAUACAUAGCGCUGCCAACCUCCAGGAGGGGACCAGAGAUCUCCCAAAAUUACAACUGAUCUCCAGACAACAGAGAUCAGUUCCCCUGGAGAAAAUGGAUAUUUUGGAGCGGGGCCCAUACAGCAUUAUGCCCAGUUGAGGUCCCUCCCCUUCCAAACUCUGCCCUCCACAUCCACUGCUCCCAAAAUCUUAAGGUAUUUCCAAACCUGGAGCUGGCAACCCAAGGGACUUGAAGCUCCCAGUGUAAGCUAUUUAAAUAGAUCAUGAAAAAUUCCUGGAAAUGUGGUCCAAAGCCAAUCUACACAUUAUGCAAAAUAUGGCAGUAAACCUCUGUGCCAAACUGCAUACAGUGAGAGGUUCUUAUUUUGAACUAAACAACCUCACUAAACAACAUUAUCUGAAUUUAGUAAAUAAGUAUAACAGAGAAAAAGGUUAAGUGUAGUCUUUCUUUGACUUCAUUACAAGUGCAGAAAUAAUUACAUGCAGGAACUUUAAAAAUAUGACACCCCCCUCCCCCGCAGUAUGAAGUGGUAUAUCCAGUAUUCUACCAUUUCCGUUCACCAUCUCAUUCAGCAUAAUGAGUAUAUUAAUAUCUGCCUUCACAUUCAAUGAUGGAGCCAGGAAUUAGAGAACUGCUUUUUCCUAAAGGCUUUCUUCUCAGUCACAGUUGACUCCAGUUCUUCUCCUUAUUGUAUGAAAAUGCAUUCUAUCUGAACACCGCUGACUCCAAAUUCAGUAUUUUUAAACCAACUUUAAUACCCCUUCUCCCACUAGCUUCUAAAUAUGUAUAUUUGGAAAGGGGCUUUCACCUCAAAUCCAUUUACUGGAAUGAUGGCAUUUUGCAAAAACUAGGCAUUUGUGCCUAAAAAGAUAAAUCAUGGCUAAUGCACUGCUGAUCUGGAGCGUUGUGGGGUUUCCGGGCUGUAUGGCCGUGAUCUGUGGAAUAGUUCCUAUGGAACACGGCCAUACAGCCCGGAAACCCCACAACACUCCAGUGAUUCCAGCCAUGAAAGCCUUCAACCAUGAACUGCUGAUCUCUUUUCAUACCCUUUCCAACCAGUUUUUGGAAUUAUACCAUGAGACCAACUUUUCAUGUUGUUUGUAGAAAUUACCUGUUAGACUCAUGCUGCAGGUCAGCAGUGUCACAGAGGUAUCUUGGGUAGGUAAGAUCAUGUGCCAUGAUUUGUAAAGUUCCAAGCACAGUAUUAUUGUUUCCAAACAUUAGGCCUGGAUAUAUUAAUUUCUACAUGUUACCUCUUGGGGAAUUUCUCUUGUUAAUGAGAACUCACGUGGCAAACUUAUCCCAACGGGUUUAAACAUUUUCAUUCUUCUGGGUCUAAUAUCUUACCAUACUCAGAGACUUCCCUCACCAGGUUUCCUAUUACGAUGUUUCAUCAUAACCUGAAAUAGAACCCUGGGUUUUAAGAGUAAAAUAACCACCACAUACGGCACAUUAGCUGAACAUGUGAUUGGCAGGCAGAACUGUUACAGCUGGCCUUUCUUGACAAGGCUGAGUGACCAGAUUUGCCUUGUGCUCCACUGAACAGAAUAAUUACUCAGUUUCACAUCUUGAUGAGACAGUACAGCUAAGUCUUGCCACAGCUGCAAGAAAAUGACUUCCGCCAGAACAGGUGAAGCAACUUGGUGACAACACCAAGGUAAGCCCCUGUCAGGGCUAAAACUGCACCAACUAGCUCUUAUGUAACUCAUGUCUUUGUCCAGAAAUAUUUAGCUUGCUAAGAUGAGAAUAAGGUUCACUUUCCCACACAGAAGCUCCUUUUGCAGCUGCUUGGAAGUCACAAUGACAGCAGACUCACCAAAAGGAAGCCAGAGAGGCACUCCAAAAAUUACUCAGUCCAGACUGUGAAGUGCUGUGGGAUGUUUUUACCCCCAAUGGUACCUUUAAUCCUGAGGCUUUGAUUUGUAUGCAGAGGUGUAGCUCCAAGGGGACUGGGGUGAUACACACUGGGCACAUGCCCCUGUGGGGGUGUGGCG